Messenger RNA from Lampris incognitus (smalleye Pacific opah), 1995 nucleotides. It is a transcript of the gene atad1b, whose product is annotated as ATPase family AAA domain containing 1b. Gene Ontology annotation, molecular function: ATP binding; ATP hydrolysis activity. Gene Ontology annotation, cellular component: mitochondrial outer membrane. The transcript has 11 exons. NCBI's taxonomy places the organism in Eukaryota, Metazoa, Chordata, Actinopteri, Lampriformes, Lampridae. Bases 228 to 1325 code for a protein of 365 amino acids. The record is from RefSeq and is a predicted model, not a curated record.
CGGGAAGUGCCUGACGUAACGAGCGGCGGCAGGAGGCGCGCUAAUGGGAAGGUCAAGCGAGUGAUAGCGAGCCGUCUCGUCCCUGCUCCCAGUUCGUCAACACGGCGCUGAGCCCAGCAGUGAGAGCCACCACCGUCUUUGUUGUCCCAACGGUUUAUCUUCGCUUCUUCGGUCGUAUUGAGGACCCCCCCCCCCCCACACCAUAUCCGCCGAGCCCUUAAGAGACCAUGGUGUUAAAGGAGAUUCCUGCUGACAACAUAGCUCGCCCCCUGGGGCGCAAUGAGGUUAUCGGCCUGCUCUUCCGACUCACCAUAUUUGGAGCAGUUACCUACUUCACUAUCAAAUGGAUGGUGGAUGCCAUAGACCCUACCAGAAAACAGAAAGUGGAGGCACAGAAACAGGCUGAGAAGUUGAUGCGUAAGAUUGGGGUCCAGAAUGUUAAGCUGUCCGAGUAUGAGAUGAGCAUAGCAGCACACCUGGUAGACCCGCUCAGCAUGCAGAUAAUGUGGCGUGACAUCGCAGGCCUGGAUGAGGUGAUAACAGAGCUGAAGGAUACUGUCAUCCUUCCCAUUCAAAAACGCCAUCUGUUUGAAGGAUCUAAACUGCUACAGCCUCCAAAAGGUGUGCUGCUCUAUGGCCCGCCGGGCUGCGGAAAGACACUCAUCGCCAAAGCAACAGCCAAGGAGGCAGGCUUCCGCUUUAUCAACCUGCAGCCAUCCACCUUGACGGACAAGUGGUAUGGCGAGUCGCAGAAGCUGGCUGCUGCCGUUUUCUCCUUGGCUAUCAAACUGCAGCCUUCAAUUAUCUUCAUUGAUGAGAUAGAUUCGUUCCUGCGCAGUCGCUCCAGCUCUGAUCAUGAGGCGACAGCCAUGAUGAAAGCCCAGUUUAUGAGUUUGUGGGAUGGAUUGGACACAGACUAUCACUGUCAGGUGAUCAUAAUGGGAGCCACUAAUCGUCCUCAGGACUUGGACUCUGCAAUCCUCAGGAGGAUGCCCACAAGGUUCCAUAUAAACCAGCCUAGUCUGAAACAGAGAGAGCAGAUUCUCAAGCUGAUCCUGGAGAAUGAGAGUGUGGAGUCAUCGGUGGACCUCAGGGACAUCGCGCGGGAUACCGAGGGCUUUUCAGGAAGCGACCUCAGAGAAAUGUGUCGUGAUGCUGCUCUGCUCUGUGUCAGAGACUUUGUACACAUGCAGAGUGACAACAGCCCGGUGGAGGAUUUUAUUCGUCCAAUCCACCAUAAUGACCUGCAGAAAGCUAUCAGUAAGAUGAAGAAGUCAAAGUCAGCGGGCGGGCAGAAUGCCCUGAUGCAUGCCGCACUGGACUGAACACACACACAUACACACACGGACGCAUGCACCUACACACACAUGGGGAUGCUGUCACGUUUUACUGCACGCACACACGUGUUUGCAUAGCAGAUCUCCAUGCACAUACAUACGAAAACCCCCAACCACAGUCGGUCAACCACAUUUACACAAGCAAUGAACACAACGUUACUAACACACACCAAGCACACGCACAACUCGGUUUAUUGGCUGCAGUUCACACCAGGCCUCUAAUCUUGGGUUGGUUCCAGUCUGUUUUGGUCGGUUAGUAUAGUGCUGGACCACUGGGUCCAUUUAGAUAUUCAUCAUCAGGAACUUCUAAACAUCUCCCAGCUGUCAGAUUAUGUGCCAGAUUUGUUUAUUUUUUAUUGUUGAUAGAUACUAUUCCCUACGAGUUGGGUUGAGGAUGCGUGUUUUUUUUCCUCUUUCUGAUGUUGCUUCUUAUUCUCGCAGCUCAUCCAUAUUAGUUCAUCAUGUAUUGCCAGUCCCCGCAACAGAAGACGCCUUUGCCCAGAAAGAUGGCGUCAUGUAAAUAAAGCACCAUUUAACAGUAAGGAGGUACAUCCUUGGGCUCUGCUUCCCACCAGAGUGGCCCUGAUAUUUGCCUGGGGUAUCGAUGCCUUAACCGUGGGUAACCUUGAUAGCUGAUAUGGCCAAAUGUCCACAAUAA